Rhipicephalus sanguineus (brown dog tick) is the source of this 695-nucleotide messenger RNA. RefSeq lists its product as uncharacterized. Bases 114 to 599 code for a protein of 161 amino acids. The transcript is spliced from 4 exons. The record is from RefSeq and is a predicted model, not a curated record. NCBI's taxonomy places the organism in Eukaryota, Metazoa, Arthropoda, Arachnida, Ixodida, Ixodidae.
UAUCAAACGCCAGCCGGGUGACGCGAGUCAGCUCAAUGCCCCGCGAUCGGCUUUGCCCCCUAAAGCGUGCCCCCGAAAAAGGAGCGCCCCCAUCUCGUUCCUAUCGAAUAUAAAUGCGAACCGAACAACCCUGCGGGUUUACUUCGUUCGCAGCAACCGCGGUGAAAGGACGCCUCUCGUUCAACGCCCGAUUUCGUUUCUUCGACCGGACUUCGCCACUAACGAAAAUAGCCAUGACCUCCGCAGUUGGCACGACCCGCCUGCUAUUCCUUGCAGUUGCCCUCACAACCGUGCUGCUCAUGGCAGCUCUACUUGUAGCUGAAGCCGCGGCCAGGCAGUUCUGCUCGCCCAACGGAGACGUGUGUUUCGGCCCCCUGGAUUGCUGUUCGCGGCAGUGCGUCAACGCAGUGUGCUGCGACGAGCUGCUGGGAACCUGCCCCUUCGACUACUACGGUGGCCCUUACUGGAAGCGUGGCUCCAAUGCCGUCACCCCCACGGUGGCCACGACCGAACCGGAGGAAUCUUCAACAACCCCGGCCCCCGAAAGCUCCACUCACGAGGAGGAGCCCGAAGAGUCCUCGACGCCGGACUCUCGGUAGACCGUCACUCUGGUGCCGACAACGCAUAUGCCGCGCUGAAGAUCCAUCGUUUGUCGCGGCAGUUCUCGCUAUGCCGUACAUGUACAUGACAGAAAU